AAACUCCAACCCCCCUCCCGCCUCCCAGGCACCCCCGGGCUCAGGACUACAAGUCCCAGCAGGUGGCGCGAAACGAACGCCCCGAGGCAACGGAGGCUCACGAGGCACAAAGGAGCACAACGCCCCAGUCCGCUUUGUUUUACACUGUCACUCUGUCGGGACGUUCAUACACUUCAACAACCCAAGAAACAGGACUGCUGGCUGAUUCGGGGCAGGAAGGACCGAACUCACGGGAAGGCCAGGCCAAGUGCGCAUGCGUACAUCGGAAGGUUUCCAGAAGGGAAAGAGGGAGCAGAUUAAAUUAGGAGGAGGAAAGAUGGCGGAAGAGUCGCUAGGGGACCCGGAAGCACUUACCCUCUACUUCCUCCCGUUUGCCUUCUGCCUCACCUAGAGCCGUCCGGUCGCAGACUGUCUCUGAGACGCUUCCUGUCCGUAAUAGUCACCAUGAUUCUUCAGAGGCUCUUCAGGUUCUCUUCUCUCAUUCGGUCUGCAGUCUCAGUCCAUUUGAGGAGGAAUAUUGGUGUUACAGCAGUGGCAUUUAAUAAGGAACUUGAUCCUGUACAGAAACUCUUCGUGGACAAGAUUAGGGAAUACAAAACUAAGCGACAGUCAUCUGGAGGACCUGUUGAUGCUGGCCCAGAGUAUCAGCAAGACCUGGAGAGGGAGCUUUUUAAGCUUAAGCAAAUGUAUGGUAAAGUAGACAUGAAUACGUUCCCAGACUUCAAAUUUGAAGAUCCCAAAUUUGAAGUCAUAGAAAAACCGCAGUCCUGAAGAAAUGUAAAAUAUUUCUGGUCAUGUUCCUAGAUGAGUUGUAUAACUGAUCAAAAGUAUCAGAAGAAACAUACAUUUCAACAACUGUCAAAUGUUCUUUCAUUCUGAUUCCAAAUAAAUUAUUUGGUGAUUUUGA
Messenger RNA from Eptesicus fuscus (big brown bat), 907 nucleotides. RefSeq names its product ATP synthase peripheral stalk subunit F6 (gene ATP5PF). Gene Ontology annotation, biological process: proton motive force-driven ATP synthesis. The transcript has 4 exons. The coding region runs from base 445 to 771 and encodes 108 amino acids. NCBI's taxonomy places the organism in Eukaryota, Metazoa, Chordata, Mammalia, Chiroptera, Vespertilionidae. Gene Ontology annotation, molecular function: proton transmembrane transporter activity. The record is from RefSeq and is a predicted model, not a curated record.